CUGUCAGCUGGGCGCCGAGGAAGCAGCAUCAUGGCGGCGUCCGCUCGCAGCGUGCAGUGUGCCUUACGGAGAGCGAUGGUCCCGUCGCUGGUGGUGAUUUUGGGAGCUACCGGCACCGGAAAGUCCAAGCUGGCGAUCGAGAUCGGGAAACGGCUUCAGGGAGAAAUAAUCAGCGCCGACUCCAUGCAGGUUUACCAUGGCCUGGACAUCAUUACCAAUAAGGUGACGGCUGAGGAGUGCGCCCAGUGCAGACAUCACAUGAUCAGCUGCGUGGAUCCGUUAGUUAUCAGCUACACGGUGGUGGACUUCAGGAACAAAGCCCUGGCUCUAAUAUCCUUUCCUCGUGUGUGUGUGCGCGUAGGACCGGGAGACAACGUGCCGGCGGUGUAUGGCCUGGACGCAACGGACGUGUCAAGGUGGGAGGAGAUGGUGCUGAACCCUGCACUGCAGAUACUGGACAGUCUGAGCAAGGGUGAGGAGCCAGCUAUUGCACCAAUCAGAGUACAGAGCACGGAGCAGAGAAACAAACGGAGCCGCCACUCAUGUGAUCUGUGUGACAAAGUGAUCAUCGGGGACCUGGAGUGGAAAGCUCACCUGAAGUCCAAAAAGCAUCACUAUCACGUGAGGAAGAAGCAGAAGUCUGAUCCAGCCUGUGACCAAUCCCAGGUAACCACUGCACCUCCUGCCUCUGAGGCAGAGAUAGAGGAGAACCUCUCAAAGGACUCUUGUGCUGCCGUUGCCCCGGGCUGCAGUGAAACCUCUCUGGAGUCAUCCCAAGACACCAGGACAACACACAAGAAAGUACCUGUGACAUUUUAAGAGGCACGCAGACUCUGGACUACAUAAAUCUUCAUUCAGAUGUCCACCACUGUUCUGCACUAACAGCUGAAUGUCUCCUUACAGUCCUUAUAGGGCUACUUUCUUCCUUCCCAUAGAGUCAAACUGAACUAUAUUUUCUCCUUGAUCCUGCUGUUCAGUCGUCUUAUUUGUUGUUUGUUGGAGUACUCGCUUUUGAAUGGAAUGACCUUCUCAGCCCUGUAGAUAGAUGAUUUAUUAACAACGAUCCUUGCCAAAUGUGGAUAACAAAGGACAGGCAAAAUAUUUUUUUAUUCUCAUUCACAGUUGUUAAUGUGCUCCGAGUAUGUAUCCUUGAAGAGGCUCAUUUUUGUAGUAAUUUUAUAGUCAUUGUCAUGAAGCGUGCAGCCAAAAAACAAUAAUUUAUAAGGCUUUUUUUUACGCUGCCUGAAAUUAAACUAUGAGAAAGGUUAUUUUAGAAUAUGCCUUAAAUUAAGUCUUUCAUACUGUUAGCAUUUCAGGAUUUAACUUUAUUUGCCUCUUCUUUAGCUUAACCAGAAUGCACUUUUAACUUCAUCCAGCUCGUUUUGAAAAUGUUCAAUAAACCAAAGGAUCUUAAAGUUUCUCAACUAAUAGAGGAUGAUGUGUUUUGUGUCACUGAAGUGAAAAAGCAAAAAAAAAUUGCAUUUGAGAGGUUUUCACAUGACAUCAUUAGCGCUAGUUUUACCUUUAUCUAACUGAUCUCGCUGGCAUGCUUACACAGCACAGAGUAUUGUGCAUUGUUUGCCUGCUGCCACCUUGUUUUACUGUCAUUAAAUACGUUUUUCCCAGCU
Messenger RNA from Morone saxatilis (striped sea-bass), 1628 nucleotides. RefSeq names its product tRNA dimethylallyltransferase-like. Gene Ontology annotation, molecular function: tRNA dimethylallyltransferase activity; nucleic acid binding; zinc ion binding. Gene Ontology annotation, cellular component: mitochondrion. Lineage: Eukaryota; Metazoa; Chordata; Actinopteri; Moronidae. The transcript has 5 exons. The record is from RefSeq and is a predicted model, not a curated record. The coding region runs from base 31 to 819 and encodes 262 amino acids. Gene Ontology annotation, biological process: tRNA modification.